AUGGGUGCUAUAGUAGAUACAUACCCUAUUGAUGAUUCCUAUGCACUAUUCUUGUGGAUUGGAACUCCAGUUCAAAUUGCGUUUGUUCAAAUGGACCUAGGGAGCCCAAUCACUUGGACCCAAUGUGACCCUUGUAGCAAUUGUUACCCAAUGCAACGCUCUCCCUUCAAUACCAAAGAAUCAAGUACUUUCAGAGAACUUGGUUGUUACUCUGAGACAUGCUUGGACCCAAGGAUGAAGGAGCUUUUGGGAAAUUGCACCUCAUGGACAUGUAGGUAUAAUGUGAAUUAUGGUAAGGAAUCUAGCUCCUUUGGAACUAUGGUAAUUGACACAUUAAAUUUUGAGCGUUCUAAUAAUGAAUUGAAGGGAUUCAUAAUGGGGUGUGGUGAUUCUUAUGAGGGCCCAUAUAGGGCCCAAUUCUCAGGUGUUUUGGGCCUUGGAAGGGGCCCACUUUCUUUGCAAAGCCAACUCAAUGCAAAGGCGUUCUCUUUUUGCCUUGUGAAUUUUGGAUCACAAACAGCCUCAACACUUGAGUUUUAUGAUAGGGCACCACAAAUAGAUAAACAUGACAAUUCCAUCAUCAUGGUCCCUUUGAGAGAAAAUAGUGGGUACCCUAAUUAUUACUUUUUGCAAUUUGUUGGUAUAAGCAUUAAUGGGUUUAUGCUAGAUGUGAAAUCUAGUGUUUGGGGCUAUGGUCUUAAUUAUGAUGGUGGGGUUAUCUUGGAUAUAGGAUCAAUCGCAACAUAUUUACCUAGUGAAGCAUAUAAUGUGUUCAAGUUAGAGAUACGAAAAGUUGAUCACAACCUUACAAGGGAGCAAGCACAUGAAGACCUAGAACUUUGUUAUAAGGAUGAUUCAUUUAAUGUGUAUCCUUCAAUUGCAUUGCACUUUGAAAAUGGCAAUGUUGCAGGUGAAAAUUUUGUGUCCUUCAACAUGAACAAUGACCAAAUGUUGUUAAGGGUAGACGAAGGUACGGUUUGCCUAUCAUUUGUAGAAGGAAAAGAUUCUAAUCUUACAGUUAUUGGCAGUAACCAACUUCAAGGAACACAACUAAUGAUUGAUCUAGUUAAAGAGAUCCUUGUCUUCAUACAUAACAAGUGCUAA
Arachis duranensis is the source of this 1104-nucleotide messenger RNA. Its product is annotated as aspartic proteinase nepenthesin-2-like. The transcript has a single exon. Gene Ontology annotation, molecular function: aspartic-type endopeptidase activity. Gene Ontology annotation, biological process: proteolysis. Bases 1 to 1104 code for a protein of 367 amino acids. Lineage: Eukaryota; Viridiplantae; Streptophyta; Magnoliopsida; Fabales; Fabaceae. The record is from RefSeq and is a predicted model, not a curated record.